GAAGCGCAUGAGCACGGUCCUGCAUGCGGCGGAGCAACGGCGAGGGCAGACAGUCGUGGAGCUGGGUGUUCGCAAAGUGGUGUCCAUGGCCACCGGCCAAGCCUCGCAGUCGCUGAACCCACGGAGUCCGGCAGCAGAUUCUGCAUCGCUCUCCUUCGGUCAGCUCCAGGAUGUGAACCACCCCGAGACGAAUCGCUUCUUCAGCAUGCACGGCAGGAGCAAUACCUCAGCCUCCUCUGACGCGAGAGGGGGGAGUAGAUGGGGUACGUGGAUGCAGCUCACACAUACACUGACGUCCAUGACGUCCUACAAGAGGCCGACUACUCGGACGGUAGGCCAUCGCUGGCGAUUGAGACCUGCUUGCUGUGGCAGGAAAGUUGAGAAGCGACGUCAGCGGAAGGCGGUUCGAGGAGGCCGGCAAGGACGCAACGCAGAGGGCAAGGGCGAGCAUGUCGUGGACUUGGAGUGGUCCCUGGAUCUUUCCCUGGAGGGCUUGGGCGUUGCCAUGCUGGAGAUUCGCUUGGACUCGGGAGAGUCACAUGAGGUGGGCUAUGGCUGCUUGAGGAAGCUGAGGGUCAAAGUGCUCCAGCAUGCCGCGAAGACGGAUGUCGAGGGCCGCGCCGGUGCACUUUCUGCUGAAAUGCAGCUCAGUUCCGCGCAGCUAGACGUGGGGCACGGACAGCGCAAGUUCAUGCAAGGCAAAGACUUUCACGCGAUCUUGCGGCCUUUCUCCGGUCCCCUCCAGAUCCUCUCAGACGAGACGGGCGAGCCGCCGCCUCUGAUCCAUUUCGAAGCGAUGUUGAAGUUCGUGAAUGAGAAUCACGACGGCGAGCAGGAGGGAAUCAGCAAGUGCCGAGAGGGGUCAACGCACUACGAGGUCCGGAAGUUGGAGCUCAGAGCGCAGCCCGUCGGGCUCCAAGUGGAGACGGCACUCCUGGCGGAGGUGGUGGUUUGGGUCCUGGAGCUGUGCAGUGCUCUCAAGUCCCAGAAGCUUCGCGCGGAGAGCGUCGCAGAGCAGCUGGCGCAGUCUCUGGAUGCGGAGGAGUUCGAGUGUUUCAGGGAGGACACUGCGCUCGUGGACCUUUUGUACCGCGAGCCGCGAUGCGUGCGGGAUCCGACGGCCGAGCAUUUCCGGGAUCUGACCCCCUUGAUGAUUCGAGAGCUGACGCUGAGACGGAUUUGUUGCGUCCUCUCACUGAGCUUUACAGGCACGGGCUCCUGGAACGCAGAGAUGAAGGAGCAACUUCAGGCACUUGAGAUGCUGCUUCGACUGACACUGCCGCUGGACGUUCACCAGGCGCGGCUGAUGCUUGGGAAGAUCCACUUCGGCUGGCGAGGGCCAGCGGUUCGAGAUCUCUCAGUUCGAGAGCGCUUCCUCGCCAGUGGCACGGAGGACAAGCAAUGCAUGUGGACAGUACUCGAGGGCCAAAAUCAUAAGUAA
Molecule: messenger RNA, 1441 nt
Organism: Symbiodinium sp. CCMP2456
Lineage: Eukaryota; Dinophyceae; Suessiales; Symbiodiniaceae
Source: the annotation of a GenBank genome assembly